GCAGUACUUCUGGUGAGACCCAAAGCUUCAGUUCUGCACCACCAAGAAAGCAAUUGAGCAGCUAGCUGCUUGCGAUGAAUAAGAUAAGGAUCGAGAAGAUAGAGAACCUGCCGGCGAGGCAGGUGACGUUUUCGAAGAGGAGAAAAGGACUGUUCAAGAAAGCCGGAGAGUUAUCGGUUCUUUGCGACGCUGAGGUUGCUGUUAUUCUCUUCUCUUCUACUGACAAGCUCUAUGAGUUCUCGACCUCCAGCACGGUGGAUGUCAUUGCAAGGUUCAAACUGUGCACUGAAGAUGUGGAAGAGGGGGACCAGCAGUCACCUAAUGAGCUCCAGUUGGUGACUGAUGAGUGCAUGAGGUUGAAUAUGGAGCUUGCGGAAAAGAACCACAAGCUAAGGCAUAUGGAGGGGCAGGAUCUGGAAGAGCUGAAAAUAGAUGAGUUGCAGAGAUUGGAGAAUAUGAUUGAAGGAGGACUUAGCCGCGUACUUCAAACUAAGGAUCAGAGGAUUAUGAGUCAGAUUCUGGCACUUGAAACAAAGGGAGCAGAGUUGACAGAAGCAAACAACCUAUUAAGGCAGAGGUUAGGAACGCUAUCAAAUGGAGAUGGAAAUAAAGCUAGUGGCGUCCUUUCGGAUCCGGGGAUCUCAACUGAUGAAGAAGAUAUGAGAUCAGGAUCUUGCACAAUUGCCACCAGCUGUUUUAGUACUGGCUCUUCGAGUUCGUCCAUGGAUGACUCCUCCUCUGAGUACACCUUGUCUCUCAAACUUGGGCUUCUUCCUCGCUGAGCUAAAACAUGGAAGGAAAUAUGGCAUAAUUAUUAGUGAAUAAGGUGGAAUUAUAUAAUACACCAUUUUGGAUCGUUGUCUGUGGUGUGUCGAAUUUGAUUCCAAAUUCGAGGACAUGACUAGAAGGGUGAGUAACUUGCCUCUCAAGUUUAUUUUUAUCUGUUACAGUUGCAGUUGUGUAAUGCACUUAGAUAAUAAUACCUAGUCUGGGAGCUAGGUUGAAAUAACAUAUUCUGACGAAUAGUUUUUACAUGUAAACAAUGUCAGUUUGGAUCUUUCGGUUCUGAA
Messenger RNA from Fragaria vesca subsp. vesca, 1070 nucleotides. Its product is annotated as MADS-box protein SVP-like. The record is from RefSeq and is a predicted model, not a curated record. Gene Ontology annotation, biological process: positive regulation of transcription by RNA polymerase II. The transcript is spliced from 9 exons. Lineage: Eukaryota; Viridiplantae; Streptophyta; Magnoliopsida; Rosales; Rosaceae. Bases 75 to 782 code for a protein of 235 amino acids. Gene Ontology annotation, cellular component: nucleus. Gene Ontology annotation, molecular function: protein dimerization activity; RNA polymerase II cis-regulatory region sequence-specific DNA binding; DNA-binding transcription factor activity, RNA polymerase II-specific.